Danaus chrysippus (African queen) is the source of this 753-nucleotide messenger RNA. The record is from the annotation of a GenBank genome assembly. NCBI's taxonomy places the organism in Eukaryota, Metazoa, Arthropoda, Insecta, Lepidoptera, Nymphalidae.
AUGUCUUACGACCUCAAAAGGGAAGAGGAAGUUAAAGAAUACGUCGAAAACCUCGGUAUUGAAUAUAGGUUUGGUUGUUACAAAGAGAAAAAACCGGAGGUCUGUCAUCUAUUGGGGGAUUAUUUAGAAGCUAUAAAAAAGGAUUUCAAAAAAGCGGCGGCGGUUUACAAGAGCAAUUGCGAUGAUUAUAAUCACGGGAAAUCAUGUUUAAAGUACGGAAAUUACGCGUUGUUGGGAAAAGGGAGGGAAACGAGUGACACAAAGGAAGCAUUGAAGUAUUUCGAGAAGGGUUGUGAAUUGAACGAUCCUACGGCUUGUUUACAUGCUGGGGUGAUUUUAACAGCCACUGGACCCGCCGUUACUGUUCCACGAGAUGUUCCCAAAGGUUACAACUACUUAAAGAAAAGCUGUGAUCAAAAUGAUGCGAUGGCUUGUCACUAUCUUGCCGGAAUGUACUUAACGGGAGUCCCGAGGAAUCCUACUGAAUAUAACCCACAUAGUCCAGAAAAGAACAAAAAUAUAGACUACCUAAUAAAACCUGACCCAACACAAGCUUUUGGUUUUGCCAAAAAGGGGUGCGAGAAUGGUAAUAUAUUUGCAUGUGCAAACGUCAGUCUCAUGUACAAGAAAGGCGAAGGAGUAAAACAAGAUCUAGAACAAUCGAAGAAAUAUUUCAAAAUAGCUGAGACAUUACAGAAAGCCGACGAAACUACAAAACAACUGAAAUUCCAACAAGGACUCGAGAAUAAAUAG